Acinonyx jubatus (cheetah) is the source of this 1417-nucleotide messenger RNA. RefSeq names its product placental growth factor (gene PGF). Gene Ontology annotation, molecular function: growth factor activity; chemoattractant activity; vascular endothelial growth factor receptor binding. Gene Ontology annotation, biological process: vascular endothelial growth factor signaling pathway; positive regulation of endothelial cell proliferation; positive regulation of angiogenesis. NCBI's taxonomy places the organism in Eukaryota, Metazoa, Chordata, Mammalia, Carnivora, Felidae. The transcript has 7 exons. The record is from RefSeq and is a predicted model, not a curated record. The coding region runs from base 339 to 911 and encodes 190 amino acids. Gene Ontology annotation, cellular component: membrane.
GGCUGCAGUCCCAGAAGGGAGCUGCUGUCUGAGGAGGAGGCUGCCUCUCCACUGGCCUCCACGAGAGGCCCUGGGGUCGCGCUGGGCGCCCGAAGGGACCUCCCCAGGGACCCGCCUGCCCCACACCGCCCCGCCCCGCCCGGCGCUCCGCAUCAGGUGCCCCAGCCCCAGCCCUACCUGCGGACUUCAGGCUCCCGGGGCUUCCAGAGGAUGCUCGGGCCACCUGCGGUGACCUCGCAGCAGCAGUGAGGUCCUCUCCUCCUGUGCCAGGGGCUCCCCCAGGGGGCCGAGCAUGGUGGUUUUCCCUUGGAACCUCCUGGCUUGGGACGUCUGAGAAGAUGCCUGCCAUGAGGCUGUUCACUUGCUUCCUGCAGCUCCUGGCUGGGCUGGCACUGCCCGCUGUGCCCCCCCAGCAGUGGGCCUUGUCUGCUGGGAAUGGCUCAUCAGAGGUGGAAGUGGUGCCCUUCCAGGAAGUGUGGGGCCGCAGCUACUGCCGGGCGCUAGAGAGGCUGGUGGACAUCGUGUCGGAGUACCCCAGUGAGGUGCAGCACAUGUUCAGCCCCUCCUGCAUCUCCCUGCUGCGCUGUACCGGCUGCUGUGGUGACGAGAACCUGCACUGCGUGCCCGUAGAGACGGUCAAUGUCACCAUGCAGCUCCUGAAGAUCCACUCUGAGGACCGGCCCUCCUACGUGGAGCUGACAUUCUCUCAGCACGUCCGUUGCGAGUGCAGGCCUCUGCGGGAGAAGAUGAAGCCAGAAAGCCACUUUGUCUUGACGCUUUUGGCUUAUUGCAGGAGGAGACCCAAGGGCAGGGGGAAGAGGAAGAGAGAGAAGCAGAGACCCAGAGACUGCCACCUGUACUUCCAUGAACAAACCAACAUGAUUCCUGCUCCUAUAGUGCUUACAUUCUAGUGAAAAAUAUUCUCACAACUGAAAACACAUCUGGGGCUACUUCCUAGUGGCCCUGUGAAGACAGGGGUGCUGGGGAUGCCGGUCUCCUGAAUGUGUGCAGCCCUCGCUUCCCCCUUGGGCCCAGGCAUGGACUUGGGGAAAGAGCUGGCAGUGUGGUCUAUGUGCACCGCCCCCGCCCCCAGCCCCUGCCAGGCAGCCCCACAUAGAAAGUGUCCCGUUCCUCCAUCUGCCAGGACAGUGGUCCUCAAACAUCUCAUUUGGGAAUCUCCUGAGAGAAUUUCAAAAGCCCACGUGCUCCCUCACUUCUUAAGUUGACAUUGAACUUGAAAACUUAGAAGUUCAUCAACAUCAUAAAUAGUUACAUAGGAUAUCGUUUCUGGCAUGUUAUAAAUAUUAAUGUUUUAAUAAAGUCAUUAUAUAGUUCUUUGGGUACAUCCUAUAGAAUCAGCCACCCUAAGAGUUCCCAUCACGCACUUAAAAACAAAUGUGAACGCUUUGCUUUAAUA